Messenger RNA from Triplophysa rosa, 1156 nucleotides. RefSeq names its product poly(A) binding protein interacting protein 2B (gene paip2b). Gene Ontology annotation, cellular component: cytoplasm. Gene Ontology annotation, biological process: negative regulation of translational initiation. Gene Ontology annotation, molecular function: mRNA regulatory element binding translation repressor activity. The transcript has 4 exons. The coding region runs from base 127 to 522 and encodes 131 amino acids. The record is from RefSeq and is a predicted model, not a curated record. Lineage: Eukaryota; Metazoa; Chordata; Actinopteri; Cypriniformes; Nemacheilidae.
AGGCCCACAUGAGCACUCUGACGUAGUAUUGAAAUCUGGCCAGGUAACGGUGUUGGUGCAAAUAGGAAAAAUUACCUCUUUUAGUCGACUUAUCUGGCGAUAAAUUAGAGGGACAGAACCGUUAUAAUGCCCGAACCUGCCGAUAUUAACAGUCCGGAGGUAGCAAAGACACAAGCAGGAGGCAGUGGACAAGGGAAAGACGAGAACGUUGUGAAUGGACACAAGGAGGGGGAGGCCAAUCCUUUUGCAGAGUACAUGUGGAUGGAGAAUGAGGAGGAAUACAACAGACAGGUGGAGGAGGAGCUUCUGGAGCAGGAGUUUCUCGAGCGCUGUUUUCAAGAGAUGUUGGAGGAGGAAGAUCAGGAUUGGUUCAUUCCUGCCAGAGACCUUCCCCCUGGAGUGGGACAGAUCCAACAGCAGUUGAGUGCGCUGUCAGUCGGUGACGGGAACGCAGAAGAUAUUGCACGCAAGAGCAGCUUGAACCCAGAGGCCAAGGAGUUUGUUCCAGGCGUGAAAUACUAGAGACCCUCCAGUUAGGGGCUCCUUUAUAAAGACUUUGUGACCUCUGGUUGCCAGAGGUCACCCUCACACAUACUUCAAUCUUACUGGGGGUGUGUGGGGCUUGAUGGGGUGGGGCUCGUGGGUGGGGGGUGCUGGAUGCUCUUCUAUAAGCUUUUUAUUUCUGUCUGUCUCCAUGUUUAACGUGGGCGGGUUAAUCAGUGUAAUGUUCCUAUUGGACCGCUGCAGAUUGUAACUAGUUCUCCUGGAAGAUCUUUGUAUUAAUCUCAGAGGAACAGUUAUGUGAUUUCCACUAUUGUGAUAGUGACUAGCAGUUUGUUCCCGUGUCAUUGCCAUUUUCUUUUUCCUGUCUUUUAUUUUAUUUUCGGUAAAGGAAAGUUUGGACGGGAGGUGCGUGUCAUGAGAGUGGGUGAGGCAAGGGGCUGGGUUCAGAGGAAACCUGACAGUAUAUGGACCGUUGACAGGUGGACCAUUCAGUGAUGGACAGAACUGGUGGCAGCUGAAAACCUUUGAGGGAUUUUCACAGAAACGUGUUUUCCUGUUUCUUUCUCCUUCCUCCGUUCAAGUUCUGUCACAGUGUGCAAAUUGCAUUUACAAAAAGGAAAAAAAAGAAAUAAAACGAGCAGGUUCCCUCCUG